Molecule: messenger RNA, 2075 nt
Organism: Dermatophagoides pteronyssinus (European house dust mite)
Lineage: Eukaryota; Metazoa; Arthropoda; Arachnida; Sarcoptiformes; Pyroglyphidae
Product: organic cation transporter 1-like
Biological process (GO): transmembrane transport
Cellular component (GO): membrane
Molecular function (GO): transmembrane transporter activity
Source: RefSeq, a predicted model, not a curated record
UGAUGCGUUUUGGUUUUCGUUGGUUAUAGUUGGAAGUGAUCGAUCAUAGUUGUUGUUUACUUUUGAAAUAUCUUCUAAUUAAACAAAAUACAAUUUAAAGUCAAGCAGCUGUUUGUUAAUUUGAUCGAUACGGUUGAUUGAUCAUAUCACAAUAUCCUAUCUUAAUAGAAUUUGAUCUGAUUAUUGAAACAAAAUUUGUAAUAAUUUUUGGUUUGAUUGUUUGUUUAAUCUCUUCGAAAAAUUGAAUUACAACCACAACAAUGAAAUUUGAAGAUAUUCUUCAACAGAUUGGUGAUGAAAAUCGAUAUCAAAAUUUUUUGAUAAUAUUACUGCUAUUACCGACAUCAUUUUUUAAUGUAUUUUUUGAAGGGAUGUUUCUAUUAUCAACACCAGAUCAUUGGUGCCGUGUACCUGAAUUAGAACAUUUAUCAUUUGAGCAACAACAUUCAUUAAUACGACCAAUUGAUUUGAAUACUGGUAAACCAUCCAAUUGUGAACAUCAUGGUUUAAAAUAUUCCGAUCUAUUAAUGAAUAUUUCAACACUGGUAGAUCAACAAAAUGAUGCAUUCAAAUCAUUUAUUAUGAAUUCUACAUUACAAACAUCAACCAAAAUUGAAUGCAAUAAUGGCUGGAUUUAUGAUCAAUCAUUGUAUACUGAAACGGCUGUUACAUGGUUUAAUUUUGUAUGCGGUCGUAGUUAUUAUGUUAAUCUAAUCAUGUCAUUGACGGCAAUUGGUUUGGCUGUUAUGACUCCAUUAAUUGCAAAUCUAUCCGACAGCAUUGGACGUAGAAAAGCAUUGCUUAUUACAUUGAUUAUUGCCGAAAUGUCCUGUCUAUCACCGAUCAUAUUCAAAGAUAUUUAUUCAUUCAUUAUAACACGUUUUCUUGCUGGCGGUAUAUUAUGUGUUUACUAUCAAUUACCAUUUGUGAUAACUCAAGAAUUAGUUAGCCACAAAUAUCGCACACUAGCAUCAUGUUUAUCGGCAAUAUUCUAUUCAUUGGGUAGCUGUUCAUUAACAUUGGCAUUAAAAUUAACAGGAAAUUGGGUUACAUUUACAUGGGUACAAUUCAUAUUUACAUUAUUCUUUAUCGUUGCUUAUAAAUGGAUACCCGAAUCACCAUCAUGGUUGAUAUCGAAAAAACGUUAUGAUGAAGCUUAUGAACAAUUGGUCAGAAUUUGUCGAUUCAAUAAACGUAGUGUACCGGACGAUCUAAUGAUGAAUAUAAUGUCAUUAGAAAGUGAUGAAGAUAAACUAAAAUCAACAACAGAUAUGAAAGAGAAAAAUGAAGAUUCAUUUUUUGAUCUAUUUCUAAUGCCCGGUUUACGUGCAAAAACAUUAAUGAUAACUAUCGUAUUUUUAGCUUGUAUAAUUGGUUAUGGUGGCAUAAAUAGUAAUACGGUGAAUUUAGAGGCCAAUAAUCAACUAUAUAAUUAUCUAUUACUCUCAUUCAUUGAUUUACCAUCAUUAUUUAUUUGUUGGAAAUUGAUUAAUACACGAUUGGGAAGACGUUGGACCAAUGUUAUUACAAUGGCCAUUUGUUCAAUUGCACUUAUAUUGCCCGCUCUAAUUAAACGCCAAUAUGAUGAAUAUUUCUACACUGCUUGUACAAUGAUUGCUAAAUUCGGUGUUGCCGGUACAUUUAUGAUUAUCUACCAACAUUCAUCCGAAUUGUAUCCAACUACAUUACGUAAUCAAGGUUUAGGUAUAACAGCUACAAUCGGUUCGAUUGGUGGAAUUUUAACACCACAAAUAGUUUAUAUUGGAAAAUAUGGUGCAUGGAUACCAUUAUUUAUAAUAGGCAUAAUAUGUUUAAUAGCAUCAAUAAUAGCAUCAUUUUUACCUGAAACAUUAAAUGAAUAUCUACCACAACGCGCACAUGAAGCAGCCCAAUUUGGAUCGGAUAAAAAAUAUUUCAGUAUGGCCAAUCUAAAACCAGAACAUUCAAUGACAACAAUGAUGACAAUCAACAGCGAUGUUCAACCAACAAAAAUAAUUUCCAAUGAUAAUUCUAAUUUUAAUAAUCAUCAUUGACAGCCACAAACAUAGUUGGUUCAUUUUAAAAAAUUUGUCCUA